AUGCUGUCGUAUCAAGACCUAGGUCAGAGGGACACUUUGCAACCUCCCGGCUUGCGGAGUGGAUUUAGCUACCUGUAUCGACAGUCGCUGGUAGCUUCUGAAAGCACAGGCGAUCUGUCGUUUCGCAAUUCGUGCUUCCCUAAGUUAUGCGGAAAGAACGUUCUGCUUCUCAUCGACACCGAGGACGCUGGCGAAGUCAAAGUGCUCGAGGACAAGGUCAGGACGGAUGUGGAAGGAGAUAGAUUAUGCAUACUAUCUCACGCGCCUGGCGUACCGAUCAAACAAGCGUACAAUGAGCAGGGUAUUAAAGUGCUAGCCGAUCGUAUAGAGGCGAUGGUUGAUUUCGUGGGUCAGAAUCGAGAGCUCGUCCAGACUAGAGAUAUCGGAACCAUUGUCAUCGGAGCCAUCCAAGGCUACGUUCGCACCUCGAAAAGGGACGGCUCAGGUGCUGCGUUUGAGAUGGUACUGUUCUACAACGCCACGACUGAGAGAGUAAUCAAAGGUGUGUCGAGAGGUAUUCCCCUACAAGCAGAGUAUCUGAGGGAAGCAAGGGAAGGAAAGACAACCUACGGUGAGGCUCUAGAUUCCGUGUUUUGCGACGCGGCUCGAAAGCGAUUCGGUUGCGACUUCGACAUAGUCAACGAUUGGUGUUGGGCUGUUUGCGGACAAUCGCGGUGUGACCGCCUGCAAGCGGUUGCCCGAGAUCUCGAAUCCAUUCUCGCUUGA
Alternaria atra is the source of this 726-nucleotide messenger RNA. RefSeq lists its product as uncharacterized. Lineage: Eukaryota; Fungi; Ascomycota; Dothideomycetes; Pleosporales; Pleosporaceae. Bases 1 to 726 code for a protein of 241 amino acids. The transcript has a single exon. The record is from RefSeq and is a predicted model, not a curated record.